This is a messenger RNA of Mauremys mutica (yellowpond turtle), 449 nucleotides long. RefSeq names its product protein phosphatase 1 regulatory subunit 1A-like. The transcript is spliced from 4 exons. The coding region runs from base 141 to 434 and encodes 97 amino acids. Gene Ontology annotation, molecular function: protein phosphatase inhibitor activity. Lineage: Eukaryota; Metazoa; Chordata; Testudines; Geoemydidae. Gene Ontology annotation, biological process: signal transduction. The record is from RefSeq and is a predicted model, not a curated record.
CAAAGAAACCGAGUAGGCUGGGCCUGAUCCUGAUCUCAGCAACGCUGCUGCAAAUCAUCAGCAACUGGAGCUGCCUCAGUGUGGGCCAGGAAAUCGACGAGGACCGGCUCCCCAACCCAUUGCUGAAGCCGGGUCUGUCCAUGUCACCCAGACAAAGGAAGAAGGUCCCCCGCACGACCCCCACCAUGAAAGAGCUCCAGAUGAUGGUGGAGCACCACCUGUGCAAGCAGCAGGCGGAGGAGGAGGAUGCCAGCAUGGGGAGCCAGGAGCCACACAGCCCUGGGUGCUGCCACCACGGUAACACAGACCCCAACCACAGCCCCGGGGGAACCUGCCCCCUUGCCCAGGCCAAGACCAGGCUGGAGUCUCAGGAGGGUAACCAUGCUGGACCAGACGGGAGUGAGUAUAACAUGGACAUGCAGGAAAGAUAUUAGGGUGUCCCCAGUGAU